This is a messenger RNA of Aspergillus pseudotamarii, 992 nucleotides long. RefSeq names its product type 1 glutamine amidotransferase. Bases 235 to 963 code for a protein of 242 amino acids. The transcript is spliced from 3 exons. Gene Ontology annotation, cellular component: cytosol; nucleus. The record is from RefSeq and is a predicted model, not a curated record. NCBI's taxonomy places the organism in Eukaryota, Fungi, Ascomycota, Eurotiomycetes, Eurotiales, Aspergillaceae.
UCCGCCUCUGGUGGAUUGAUCUUACCAUAAACAGUGUGCAAUUGCGAUGCUCCAUCGGCAUGAACAAUCUGGCUCUAUUCCACACGAUGCCGAAUCGAAUAGAAGACGACAUGAGAGAGCAGAGAAUGAUCUAUAUAAGCAUGCAUGAGAGCCCAUCUAAGCACUCAAACAAGACAAUCCAACAGAUGCAUGCCUUCUUCUCAUUCAUACUUAACCUAAGAACUAUCCGGCACAAUGAGCAGCCCAGAACCACUGCGUAUCGCUGUCCUCGUCAACACGCCCCCUAAUAACGAGUUCUGGAAUGAUGUGCGCAAGUCAUAUCAUGCUGCCAUUCGAGGUGUUGCACCCGACGCCCAGAUCGACAUGUACGACCCUGUCUUCCAAGGCAACUUCCCUGACCCCCAAAAAUACGACCUGAUCGUCCUGAGUGGAGGCAAAGCGGAUGCCUCCUCUUCUGAGCCCUGGGUUCUGGGUGUGCUAGAUUUCCUGCGUGAAACAGCGCGGAAAUCACCCAAGACCAAGAUCCUCGGUAUCUGCUGGGGCCACCAAGCUAUCUCAAGGGCGUUCGGUGGAGAGGUGCGAGCUGUGCCUACAGGUCCAAUUGCUGGCCUUGAAGACGUGAAGUUGACAGAAGCCGGGAAGAAAUUCUUUGCUUGCGCCCCAGACAUUAACUCUUAUUGCCUGCCAGAGUUUCAUGUACGAGAGGUAGCAAAACCUGGAUUAGGAUUUGUUCACUUGGCUGAAAACCAUGAAAUAUUUGUGAAUCAAGAAAAUACGGUCUUGUCGCUCCAAGCACAUCCAGAGGUCGAGGCCGCCCUCGCCAAAAAGUUAUUGUUGGAAGAGGACGAUGUUUACAAUGGCAAUCUUUCUCAGCCGGAACUAGAGAAUCAUUUAAAAAAGCUCGAUCAGCCAACGGAUGGGGUUGAGGUGCUGAGACGGGUAAUUGAAUGGGUGAAGGAGUGAAGCACUAUUGCGAUGUCAAUUUGGAGAUA